AUGAUCUACUUAUUGUUUUUAGUGACACUUUCAGCGACUGGUGCUACCUGUUAUAGGAAUUUCGGACUGAAAACUUGUCCGAAAGGGUGGCUCCAGUAUGAUAAUACCUGCUACACCCGCCAACCAGAUAUUCUGAACUUCGAGGAAGCAGUUAAGAACUGUAAAAGAGAAGAUGCAACGCUCUUCACUUUUGAAAACUCCUUCGAGCUUGAAGCGAUUAGAAAUCUAUUUCCGGACUACUACUUCACUUGGAUCAAUGCGGAAAUUGAAGAAGAAUUAGAAUGGCUUCACGAACCAUUCGAAGAGAAAAUCAACGGGAAGAACUCUGUCGCUACUUGCAUCGCGUUCUAUUCAUCUCCUGCCAAAAGUUAUAAUUACUACUAUCCAUGUACAUCUCGCUUUCACUCAAUUUGCGAAAAGUCCCUCGACUCGUUCCAUCAAUGGGUGAAUUGA
Messenger RNA from Caenorhabditis briggsae, 453 nucleotides. RefSeq names its product Protein CBR-CLEC-196 (gene Cbr-clec-196). Bases 1 to 453 code for a protein of 150 amino acids. The transcript is spliced from 3 exons. Lineage: Eukaryota; Metazoa; Nematoda; Chromadorea; Rhabditida; Rhabditidae. The record is from RefSeq and is a predicted model, not a curated record.